AUGGCAAAGGUGCUUGACAGUCUGCUGGACGAUCGUCUCGAAAGUUACUUGCACUUGCACGACGCACAGUUCAGGUUUCGCCCCAAAUUUUCAACUGAGAGUGCGGUUCUGGCUCUAAAACAUACGGUUCGGUACUACAUUGAAAGACGAACGCCAGUGUACGCUUGUUUUCUCGACCUCUCCCGUGCUUUCGACCUGGUGUCGUAUGAUGUGUUGUGGGACAAGCUUCGAGAUAGAGAUGUGCCAGCGGAGUUGUUGCGUAUAUUUCAAUACUGGUAUCAUAAUCAAGUGAACUACGUGAGGUGGGCUAAUAAGCUCUCAGACUCGUUCCAAUUAGACUGUGAAGUGAGGCAGGGGGGUCUGACCUCGCCAAAGCUUUUUAACUUAUACGUUAACGACUUGACCGUUGAGCUCAGCAGCAUGAGGGUCGUCUGUCGCGUGGAUGACGUCAGCGUCAAUAAAUCAGUUACGCUGACGACACGGUGCUGCUGA
Messenger RNA from Hyposmocoma kahamanoa, 492 nucleotides. RefSeq lists its product as uncharacterized. The transcript has a single exon. Bases 1 to 492 code for a protein of 163 amino acids. The record is from RefSeq and is a predicted model, not a curated record. NCBI's taxonomy places the organism in Eukaryota, Metazoa, Arthropoda, Insecta, Lepidoptera, Cosmopterigidae.